UCAUAGUGGCGCUGCCCUUCCUAGCAGGGCCGUGCUGCUACGGAGGGUGGAGGACGCAGCUCCACGAGGGCCUCUAUCUCCUUGUACCCCCCGCCGCCGCUUCCCAGGGUGCCCCGGCGACCCCACAACUACAACGACACUUCUCCGCGGCCGGUUCAGCCUUUCUGGGAACUGUUACUCACCACACUGAAUACAGAAAGUGUCAGAUAAUUGAACACAGCACCAUGAAGGUUGUGUUACUGCCAGCCCUAACUGAUAACUACAUGUACCUGAUCAUUGAUGAAGAUACUAACGAAGCAGCUAUUGUGGAUCCGGUACAACCCCAGAAGGUUAUGGAAGCAGUAAAAAAAAAUGGAGUGAAACUGACCACCGUUCUUACUACUCAUCACCAUUGGGACCAUGCUGGAGGCAAUGAAAAGCUCGUAAAGAUGGAAGGUGGGUUGAAAGUCUAUGGGGGAGAUGAUCGAGUUGGGGCCCUCACUCAAAAAGUGUCGCACCUAACUAUGAUACAGGUGGGAUCUCUCACUGUCAAAUGCCUGUCGACACCAUGUCACACUUCUGGACACAUCUGUUAUUUUGUGAGUAAGCCCAGUAGUUCAGAGCCCCCUGCUGUUUUUACAGGUGAUACCUUAUUUGUAGCUGGUUGUGGGAAGUUUUAUGAAGGAACAGCAGAUGAAAUGUACAAAGCCCUGCUUGAAAUUUUGGGCCGUCUUCCCCCAGAAACAAAAGUAUACUGUGGUCAUGAGUACACCAUCAAUAACCUCAAGUUUGCACGUCAUGUUGAGCCAAACAAUGUUGCUAUUCAAGAAAAAUUGGCCUGGGCUAAGACAAAAUGUAGCAUCGGAGAACCAGCUGUACCAUCUACUAUUGCUGAGGAGUUUACAUACAACCCAUUCAUGAGAGUGAGGGAGAAGACCGUACAGCAGCAUGCUGGCGAGACUGACCCUGUGACCACCAUGAGGGCCAUCCGAAAGGAGAAGGAUAAUUUCAAAGUGCCCAAAGACUGAAGUUCCCCGCAGGAAUGAUCACAGUGCAAAUUUCUCUUGCUAGUCCUUUUUACAGUAAUUUGGGUAUUCUGAUGUUGUAGGUAAUUAAUUUCUGUUAUUGUGGGGAAAUCAUUCUUGUUUGUGGUUUGUGUUUUAUUUUUAAAUUGUCUUUAAAAGCCCUUUGUUUCUUUUGCCAAACAUUCUGUGGCAUAUUUGUAAGAUAAAAAAUUUAAAGAAUAUUUAUUCAUAUAAUUUUUGCUUUCAGAUUCUGUAAAUGAUCAGUUCUGAUUCUGAAGGCAUGCUUUCCUUAAGAGCUUAAGGGGAGAGGAGGUACUAUGAUGUGGUCAAUGCUUUGCUUUCGUGAAAUACCCUCACCCUGGAAACUGACCCCAACGAGAGGCCCCAGGCUUUGUCUGCAGCCCAGCUAGCUUUUUGAGCUCUUUUCAACUCCUAAGUUCAUAUUUGCUCUGAACAAGUUCGGCCAAACCCCAGGGAGACACUUGGGCUUGGUUCCACAGGGAGGGAGAAGAAGGUCUGGUCGGUAUUACACUUUGGACCCUUUUCCUUCAUUGCUCCUCUACAAAAGAGGUCUUUCUUGUUGCUUCAAGGUGACCUAGCAUUUAAAAUGGGUUCUUCAUUCCCAGUUCUUUACUUAGACUCCUCUCUAUCCUCAAGAUAACUUCUAAGGCCAGAGGCUAGUGUUUGGAGUUAAUAUUUUGGAGAAUUUUAUGCCAUUAUUUUCCAUGGCUCUUAUGAGUAGUAACAUAAAAUUGUUGAGAUCAUGUCCUCUGUGAAGUUGGCAUCCCAUCCCAACCUGAAUGAGACUUGGAGGGGGUGAAAAAGAACCUUCGAGAGAGUUACCUUGGUUUGAGAGAUUUAAAGAUUCAGAAGCUUGAAAACAUCCUUAAACACGUAACGUUGCUGUAUACAGGAAUUCAAUUUUCAGAUAUUAAAGACUUUUAACUCCACCAAAGCCAAGCAACCUAGACAUAUGCUUUAUUGUUUGCUCUGUUUGUUCACUUGACUUGAAUUGCAUAUUUAGGAAGGAGCCUCUGUCUCUAGGCAGAUGCUUACAAGUGUCUUCUGUCUGUCCAAGAUUGUGUUAUCAUUAUUAAACAUUAAGUGGCCUCACCUCUUGACAUGUGAUAGACUGAAGUCCCAUGGCAACCUGGAAACCCUUUGAUAUAUUAAGCCAUUGUCUACUCUGAGUAGCAAUGGGAACCAUUUUGGAGAUCACGUGACAAAGAUUAUACCAUGACUGUCCCUCUAUUGGACAGAAAUAUGUCUGGGAAGAUGGGAAAGGGUUAACCGGCAGAAUGGUAAGAAAUGCUUUGGAAAAGAAGUUCCAUCCUUAUUCAGUCCAUGUAACUCAUGCUUGCUUCUUCAUGGCUACAGUCACAGUAAAAACUGGUCUUCAUAACCGGUUUCCUCCAAUUGCCAAAUAAGCAGUGUUUUGUGGUGUUUUUCCAGCUAUGGUGAUUCAUCUUGUUGUUAGAUGUGGUCAAAAAUAUGUUCACAGGUUUGCCUGGGAAGGUUUUAUCAAAGGAAACUUGAAAUUUAUUUAUGAUAGAGAUGUAGCCACCAUAUGCGAUGGAUGCCCAAAGAGUAAACCUUCUCCAACUUUGCUAAAUGCAUUUAGCCUUUAAAGUUCCAAUGUCUCUUUCAAUAACAUUUGACCCAAAAUGUUGGUAUAGUGCGAUUCCUUUUGGGCACCUUAAUUCAGAGCAUAGGUUUUGAGCUCAGUGAUGGCAGGGGUUUCAUUAACCUUUAAAUUGUUUUCUGUGUUUCUAAGUGGGAGGGAAAAGGGUAGUUCAGGGCCCCUUCAAAUACAGUAUAAUUAUUAAGUAAUAAGACUUAAUUUCUAUAAGUUACCAUGGAAAUUUGUCUUAUUUCUUUAUAGCCACACUGCAUUUUCAUUCACAUAAACUGCGCAUAGUUGAGCCCUGGGAGGCUGUCCUUUAGACUACACUGUUGCUGAGUGAGCUUUCCAGUAAUGAAGAAACUAAAGCAGUGGAAACUUAAGAGUGGCUGUUUUGGGUAGCUUUUUUUUUUUUUUUUGGUGGUUAGUGGGUUGUGUUUUUGGUUUGUUUUUAAUGAGAAAGUGAAUGGGGGCCCAGGGAGUAUUUUUUUCUCUUUGCCUCACCUGUAAGCCUGUUUCUGUCUGGUCCCUUUUUGUCUCAUCAUCCUCCAAUAAAAUUUGGCUACUAGAUUGGUAAUGACUGAACAGAGCAGAUAUGGGGGGCUUGCUUUGCUCCCCCUGCAUAGGUGAGGAGGAAGAGGAAAGUGGAGGAAGACUGUGAUCUGAAGCUGUAGAAAGGUUCCCAGAGAAGAAGUCAGGUCUAAAUUGGGCAUCUAGAAUCACAGUGGAAACAGUUACAGUUGCUAAGUCUUACUUUUCAGAUAAAGGGACUCUUCUCCCUUUUCUCACUUGCUGUCAUCCCAUGGGAGGGUCCUUGAAUGUCACACAGCUUUGAGAAAAUUCUACCCCAUGUGAAUCCUUGCCAGUCCCACCUUCUGAUGUGCUUUAGUGCCCAGGAUAGAAUAGGAACAUGAUUAAUUAUAACUUGCUGCCCACCCAUUCUACAGCAGGGCAUUUCUGUCCUUGGCUAAUCUCAAUUGUGGCUACUGUUACCAUUCAGUUGAAGUUAGGGUUUAACAUCUCCAGAGAAUGAAUGGAAUGCCACCAGACCCUGACCGAAUAGUCUCAGACACAUUCCCCAAGUGGGGAUCAACCUGCAGGACUGCUUAUGUCCUAUUCAAAAAACAGACCAAGACUCCUGAGAAGCUGGGUCACUUCACAUUGGGCUUUUCUGGAGGUACUGGGGGAGGGGGAUGAGAUGGUCCCCAUUCUGUACCUGCCCACCGACUGACUGGCAAGGAGAAGAGGGCUGUUGGCACUCUACCAGCUCUCUCUCCAGCUCACAGACUGAGUUUCUAGUUACAAAGUUUCAUUUCUGCAUUUGAAUUUGGGGGGGGGGGUUGAAUCUUUUUUUUUUAAUAAGUUUGGGUUUAAUUUUGUGAAAAAUAGGCAGCCAUUGGCUUGCCCCUUUCAUGCUAUGCAAAGUGAUGAAGCUGGUGUGUAAGCCCCAUAGCAGCUGUGAAUCAAUGAGCUUGUGAGGGGUGUAUAUCCAUUCUCCUGUGGGGAGGGAGAAUUCCUGCUGCUCCCUAUUGGAGGGGAAGAUGAAACCUGUGUCUGUUCUGCACUUUGAGCUCCUCAAGGAGAAGCACUGUGGAGUAUUAUUCUUGUUUCUGAAUGAAUUUUAUCUUCUGUGAUAAGUGUUGAGUAGGCAUAGCGUGUAAUGGUUUCUCUAAUAAAUUCUUCACUGUUGAAAACA
Messenger RNA from Vombatus ursinus (common wombat), 4321 nucleotides. It is a transcript of the gene HAGH, whose product is annotated as hydroxyacylglutathione hydrolase. NCBI's taxonomy places the organism in Eukaryota, Metazoa, Chordata, Mammalia, Diprotodontia, Vombatidae. Gene Ontology annotation, molecular function: hydroxyacylglutathione hydrolase activity. Gene Ontology annotation, biological process: glutathione metabolic process. The transcript has 9 exons. Bases 225 to 1007 code for a protein of 260 amino acids. Gene Ontology annotation, cellular component: mitochondrion. The record is from RefSeq and is a predicted model, not a curated record.